Hippopotamus amphibius kiboko is the source of this 2193-nucleotide messenger RNA. RefSeq names its product transmembrane protease serine 11E-like. Gene Ontology annotation, cellular component: extracellular region; plasma membrane. The transcript has 11 exons. Gene Ontology annotation, molecular function: serine-type endopeptidase activity. NCBI's taxonomy places the organism in Eukaryota, Metazoa, Chordata, Mammalia, Artiodactyla, Hippopotamidae. Bases 175 to 1479 code for a protein of 434 amino acids. The record is from RefSeq and is a predicted model, not a curated record. Gene Ontology annotation, biological process: proteolysis.
CCUGGAUACACACACUUUAUUGCAGACCUCGGUCUCCACAGGACACCUCCUUGCCGGUCAGCAAUGUAUCGGGUAAGCAUUAUCUCUCAACAUGUGACCCAUGGACCCCCUCCAUUAGAUUCACUAGAUGCUUAUUAAAAACAGAAAAGUCCAGUUCUCAUCCAAGAAGUUCCCAUGAAUCUCUGGUUGAGGCAUGGAAAUCACAUUUUUAACAGUUACACAAGGCCAGUUGUGGUGCGGGCCAGGAAGAGAGCAUGUUUGAAGCCCUGGGUUAUUGGUCUCAUCACCUUUAUAUCACUGAUUGUCCUGGCAGUGUGCAUUGGACUCAUCGUUCAUUAUGUGAGAUACAAUCAAAGGAAUACCUACAAUUACUAUAGCACAUUGCCAUUUACAAGUGACAAACUAUAUGGUGAUUUUGAAAAAGAGGCUUCUAAAAAUUUCACAGAAAUGAGCCAGAAAAUUGAAUCAGUGGUGAACAAUGCAUUUCAUAAAUCUUCACUGAGGCGAGAAUUUGUCAAGUCUCACAUUAUCAGGUUCAGUCAAGAGGGACAUGGAGUGUUGGCUCAUAUGCUGCUGAUUUUUAGAUUUCCCUCUACUAAGGAUCCUGAAACCAUAAAUAAAAUUAUUCAACGUGUUCUACAUGAAAAGCUGCAAGAUGCUAUAGGACCUCCUCAAUUAGAUCCUGAAUCAGUUGAAAUUAAAAAAAUCAACAAGACAGAAACAGACAAUUUUCUGAACAAUUGCUGUGGGACACGAAGGACUAUAAGAUACAGUCCCAGGAUUGCUGGUGGGAGAGAGGUACAAGAGGGUGAAUGGCCAUGGCAAGCUAGUCUGCAAUGGGAUGGGAUCCAUCGCUGUGGAGCAACUUUAAUCAGUGACACAUGGCUUGUGAGUGCUGCUCACUGCUUUAGAGUAUAUAAGGACCCAGCCAGAUGGACUGCUUCCUUUGGAGUAACAAUACAGCCUCCAAAAGUGAAACAAGGCCUCCGGAGGAUAAUUGUGCAUGAAAAAUACAAAUAUCCAUCACAUGAUUAUGAUAUUUCAGUUGCAGAGCUUUCUAGCCCUGUUCCCUUCACAAAUGCAAUACACAGAAUUUGUCUUCCUGAUGCAUCCUGUGAGUUCCACCCUGCUGAUGUGAUGUUUGUGACAGGAUUUGGAGCACUGCACAAUGAUGGUAGCAGUCAGAAUCAUCUUCGGCAAGUACAGGUGGAUCUCAUAGACACUAAAAUCUGUAAUGAACCCAAAGCUUACAAUAAUACCAUAACUUCUAGAAUGUUAUGUGCUGGCUCCUUGAAAGGAAAUAGAGAUGCGUGCCAGGGUGACUCUGGAGGACCACUGGUUAGUCCAGAUGCUAGAGAUAUCUGGUACCUUGCUGGAAUAGUGAGCUGGGGAGACGAAUGUGGGCACCCCACUAAACCCGGUGUUUAUACUAGAGUGACUACCUUCCGGGACUGGAUCGCUUCCAAAACUGGAAUCUAAGAGAGAACAACCUAGCAGAAUGGAACACAUUUUUGUGUAGAGGCCAUUCCUAGAGAUACAGAAUCUCAGAAGAAGUCAUGCAGAUCACCUGGAUCUGACCGAUCGAACUAAACUAUCUGCUAUUUCCUUUCUAGCUCUGCUGCACACAGCAUCCUGCUUCUGCCAGAUGGAUUCUGUUCCAACUUGCAGUCACUUGUUUUCUAGAAGUUUUCUGUCAUCCAGUUUUGGCUUUGUUGACAUAAACUCCUCACGCAUAUAUACAAUUUGAAGUGAUCCCUUCUUUCAUUUCCCCAGCUUCUCUCAUCUCAGUAAAUUUCCACUUUCAAGGUGCAGGGCAAAGAGUAAAAGGAAGUAUGAAAAGGAAAGGACUACAUUUUUACGUACAGAAAAGUAUUAGGUGUUUUUUCCUUAAUGAAACGAGGAAAAUGGUCAUAAUCAUUAUGAAAGGUCAAGCAAACAGCAGAAUACCAAAGACUUCCUAAUGGUGAAAGAAUGGAAACUAAGUUAAGAAAAUAAAGAGAAACGAAAACAACUAUUUUCAUUUCCAGCAAACAACUAACAGAGAUAAACGUGGGGAAGAUUCUGUUUUCUUGUGGCCUACAAUAAUUAUACAAACUCUAUGUAAUAUACUUGUUCUAAGUUAAAGAAAAACCAUAUUUAUUGAACAUUGCACUACUGAGAAUGUCAAUAUAUAAUAAUAAAAAAUAAAUAUUA